Messenger RNA from Nymphaea colorata (pocket water lily), 1083 nucleotides. Its product is annotated as chlorophyll a-b binding protein of LHCII type 1-like. The coding region runs from base 85 to 888 and encodes 267 amino acids. Gene Ontology annotation, biological process: photosynthesis, light harvesting in photosystem I; response to light stimulus. Gene Ontology annotation, cellular component: plastoglobule; chloroplast thylakoid membrane; chloroplast envelope. Lineage: Eukaryota; Viridiplantae; Streptophyta; Magnoliopsida; Nymphaeales; Nymphaeaceae. The record is from RefSeq and is a predicted model, not a curated record. The transcript has a single exon.
GAACCCUCCAUGCACCCACUCACCCUCGCCUACACUCACACUUGAGAGCUCAGCAGGAGGAAGGAGACGAAGCAAGAGCAAGCAAUGGCAACCAUGGCUCUGUCCUCUCCGACUUUGGCCGGCAAUGCCGUCAAGCUCACACCCUCCGCUGCCUCCAACCUGCUUGGCGAGGGGCGCGUCACCAUGAGGAAGACCCCCUCCAGGCCCACCAGGGUGGCCUCCUCCGGCAGCCCAUGGUACGGCCCAGACCGUGUCAAGUACCUCGGCCCACUCUCCGGCGACGCCCCCUCCUACCUCACUGGUGAGUUUCCCGGUGACUACGGCUGGGACACUGCUGGGCUGUCUGCUGACCCCGAGACCUUCGCCAAGAACAGAGAGCUGGAGGUGAUCCACGCUAGGUGGGCUAUGUUGGGCGCUCUCGGCUGCGUCUUCCCCGAGCUGCUCGCCAGGAACGGCGUUAAGUUCGGUGAGGCUGUCUGGUUCAAGGCCGGAGCUCAGAUCUUCAGCGAAGGAGGACUCGACUACCUCGGCAACCCCAGCCUGAUCCAUGCACAGAGCAUCCUUGCCAUCUGGGCCUGCCAGGUCAUUCUCAUGGGUGCCGUCGAGGGGUACCGCAUUGCCGGUGGACCGCUCGGAGAGGUGACCGACCCCCUGUACCCUGGUGGCAGCUUCGACCCACUCGGCCUUGCUGAUGACCCCGAGGCAUUCGCCGAGCUGAAGGUGAAGGAAAUCAAGAAUGGCAGACUGGCCAUGUUCUCCAUGUUCGGAUUCUUCGUUCAGGCCAUUGUCACCGGCAAGGGACCUCUCGAGAACCUUGCCGACCACCUCGCCGACCCCGUAAACAACAAUGCCUGGGCUUACGCCACCAACUUCGUUCCCGGCAAGUGAGGUGCUGAAUUAUAUUCUCACGUCAACAAAUAAUUGAAAUCCAGUGAGUCAUAUUUCGUGGUGUGCUACUUGUAGCGUGUGAGUAUGUGUGAAGGUCUACCUAGGUGUAAAUGAUCCAACCAUUUUGAUUUCCCUCUUGUAUGAGUGUUUUCAAUGUGCUCCAAUUUCCAAUCUAUUGAUGGUAUUCAUUUCCAA